This is a messenger RNA of Owenia fusiformis, 4684 nucleotides long. NCBI's taxonomy places the organism in Eukaryota, Metazoa, Annelida, Polychaeta, Sabellida, Oweniidae. The record is from the annotation of a GenBank genome assembly.
AAUUGGAAUGACAAGAAUUGCAUAGAAGAUGGUAGUUCUCCCAUUACUACAUACUGCAGAGAAACAACCAUAAACAGAAGAAACACUGAAGAAAUACAUCCAUGACAGGCAUUUCUGGUAAGUGCUAAGAUUAGCUAGACAAUAUAUGACACGAAUGUACUAACACGGGGUCAUUAGAUUCAUAAAUACCCAUAAUGCAAUUCUCUAUGGUGUCUGCCAUUUUGGUGGCAGUGAUCUCUGGAGCCAUCUAUUGGCAAUACUCUGAAGGACAAAGACACUCAUAUAAACACAGAGCCCGGGAACAGAGACAGAGAGAUGAAGCUCGGGCAAGAAUACCAAAUCAACGGCAUCAUAAAAAACAACAUAAACGUAGUGACAAGCCUAAUAUAGUGAUUGUCAUGACAGAUGAUCAAGAUUCUGAGUUAGGUUCAAUGCAGUUCAUGCCUAAGACACUGAGACUUUUAGAAAAAGAAGGGGCUCAUUUUGAGAAUGCAUUUGUAACAACUCCAAUGUGUUGUCCAUCUAGAAGUUCUUUCCUCACAGGAAUGUAUGUACAUAAUCACAACACAUAUACAAACAAUGAUAACUGCUCCAGUAUUUCCUGGCAGCAGACACAUGAAACCAGAAACUUUGCCACAUAUUUAAGUAAAGCUGGAUAUAGAACAGGAUACUUUGGAAAAUAUUUAAAUGAAUAUAAUGGAACAUAUAUCCCACCAGGCUGGAGUGAAUGGGUCGGCCUUGUCAAGAACACUAGGUUUUAUAACUACACACUCAAUUUUAAUGGACGUAAAGUAAAGCAUUUUGAUAAUUAUUAUAAGGACUAUUUUACGGAUCUUAUUGCAAAUGACAGUGUGACGUUCCUGAAACAGUCAAAGCAGUAUUUCCCUAACAGGCCUGUUGCCAUGGUACUCAGCAUGCCUGCCCCCCAUGGACCAGAAGAUGCUGCCCCGCAAUACCAGCAUUUAUUUGAGAAUGUUACAACUCAUAGAACUCCAAGUUGGAAUGUUGCUCCUAAUCCAGACAAACAGUGGAUCUUACAGUACACAGGCAAGAUGGAACCUAUACAUAUUAAAUUUACAGACAUGUUACAAAGGAAGAGACUACAAACGUUGCAGUCUGUAGAUGAUGCUGUGGAAAAGGUCUAUGAAGAGUUGAAGAACCUUGGUGAACUUGACAAUACAUACUUCAUAUAUACAUCUGACCAUGGCUACCAUCUAGGCCAGUAUGGUUUGUUAAAGGGGAAGGCUAUGCCAUAUGACUUUGAUGUCAGAGUGCCAUUCUAUGUCAGAGGACCAGGAAUCCCCAAGGGCACAAAGGUGCCAUCUAUAGUAUUGAACCUUGAUCUUGCCCCAACUAUACUUGAUAUGUCCGGCUCAACCGUACCACCCCACAUGGAUGGCAAGUCAUGGCUAAAUUUAUUUGAUAUAAAUAAAAGUAAUGGCAAAAAGAAGAAAAAAGUGUGGAGAGACACUUUCCUUAUAGAAAGAGGGAAGAUUACAAAUAAACAGAUUCAAGAGAGAGAGAAGCUGGAGGCAGAGCAUAACAACAUGGUGGGCAAAAAUGAACGUUUGAAUUUAGAGUGUGCAAGAGCGGAAUACAAGCCUCCUUGUACUGCCAAACAGCAAUGGGUUUGCAAGAGGGACAAUAGAGGGCGUAUGCGCAUGUCAAAGUGUCGUCAGGCUGACAAGGCAUUUAACGAGGCAGUGCCAAAGUGUAAUUGCGGAAGGAAGUAUCAGUCACCUGAUAAGAUAAAGAACAGAAAAGACAAGAAAAAGAGAUUGUUUCAAAAACAACAUGUUAAAGACAAUCAUAAAUCUAGAUUUCUAAAGAAAAAGGCUUUUGAAAGGCGAAGAUAUAGACGAUAUAGAAGAGAUGAGAAGAGAAUUAAACGUAGUUUAUUAGACCUACAGGACCUUGAAAGGACUGCAAGGUUUAUGUUACAAGACCAAAGGGAGCAAAAAGACCGAAAGAAGCGUGACACUAGUGCUCUUGAUGAUCCUUUCUCAAUUAAUGAAGAAGGAGAAGAAUCAGGUAGUGAGGUUAUUGAUGUUGAGUUGAAUGCAACAUCUACUAGCAACAAAGAGAAAAAUGAAACCGUGGCAAAGAAAUGCAGAGUGUUGAACAAUGACACGGUUGUAUGCAAGAAGAAAGUGCUAAGUGAGAUAUUUAACAAUGAAGAGUAUGAAAAGUGGAAGAACCAGAAAGAGAAAAUUGAUAGUCUAAUACAGGAAUACAAGGAGGCACUUGAUAAAUUGAAGGAUGUUAGGAAAAAAAUAUUCAAGGAACAGAAAGUAUUUUUCUGGGAUACUGAAUCUGAACCUGUAGCUGUUGAACCCAGUACUGAGCCUCCCUCAACUACAAUUUCCGAGUCUACCACAGAGAUCACCAUUGAGGAGAAUGGUGGUGUCCAAGAUUCCAAACAAGAAGACCCAGAAUGCAAUUGUGAAGAUUACGAUUACGAACUUGAAAGAUUUACUGGAGGAGAUAAAGGGACAGCUUUUUCGGAUGAAUAUUCCAGUGACUAUGUGGAUACUAUAGAGAUGAGUCCGUUUGAUGGCAGAAGACAGCAGAGACGCUCAAAACGACAGCGCCUCAAGAUGGAGAGACAAAGAUUGCGAGAGGCAAGAAAGCGUGAACGUCGAAAAAAUAAAAAGAAAGAUCCUACGAGAGAUUGUAAUGCUCCUAGUAUGAACUGUUUUACUCAUAACAAUCAUCACUGGAAAACUGCUCCACUCUGGAAUUCCACUAAAUCGAAAAAGCAUCCCAAAUGCCAAGGGUUUGGUCUUGAAUGCCAUAUAAUGAGUGAUCGUCAUUGGAAGGUUUCUCCCCUCUGGGACAGGGGCCCAUUCUGUUUUUGCUCUAACUCUAAUAACAACACAUACUGGUGUCUGAGGACCAUCAAUUCCACCAACAACCAUCUCUAUUGUGAGUUUAUCACUGGCUUCAUCAGUUACUAUGAUAUGUAUAAGGACCCCUAUCAGCUACGUAAUGCAGUGCAUGACUUGAGUUACCCAGUCCUUCAACAACUUCACGAGCAGCUUAACAAACUACGGAAAUGCAAAGGUGCCAAGGAAUGUACAGUGCGGAGCAAACAGCCUGGGGAGGGCACUACUGUAAGAGGGCGCAGAAUGUUGAAACCAUUCCACCCAGGGGGCAUUGAUUUGUUGUCAUAGCGACAUGUGUUGUCAUAGCAACACAGAGGUGCCAAUGAUAUUUUGAUGUGAACAACAGAGACAAUGAUGAAGGCAGUGGAGGUAGUGGAGAAGGUUCUGGAAAUGACAUCAAUGAAUUGCCAGAUCUUAUUGGGCCUACAAUCCCCUUCACGUUAGACCCAGAUUUUAAAUCAAUGUAUGAUCUCAAUAAUAGGUUACAAAUUAUUGACAACCAUGAUUGGUAAAACAGAAAAGCAAUCAAUGUCGUAAGCUGAGCACAAACUAUUUGGAUUGUAUGGUGGUGUAAACUUUGAAGUUGAUGAUAACUACCCAUUACCAUGCCAAUGCUACAUGGGCCAUAUUAUUCUGUAUAAUACUAGAUGCCAUGAUUGUAAUCAGAAAAUCCUAUAGAUGCUAGUUUCUGGUUAUCUCCACAGAACAUUGAUAUUAGGCUAAGGCUAUAUACUAUCAAAUUCUACAUAUUUCUAAGUAUAUAGAGACUGAUCAGAAGUUUAAAAAUGUUUUAAACACGUUUUAAUCAUGACCUUGUACUGUAGUCAUUGGAUUCCUAGUUUUUAAUUUUAUAUUCCUCUUCUAAUUUUGUAUCUAUUCAUCUUAACGAUAAAGACCGACAGAUCAGUCGUCAGUUUUUUCGUAAACCCUUCUUCCAUUGAUUAUGGUUGGGUAUUCAGGAUGAAAAUCUAUAGAGGAUCACCCAUUUGUGAGGACAUGUAUAUGUUUAUGUCCUUGUUUCCAUGACAAUUUGGUUUAAAUUUAUAUCUAAAAAGCAGAGAAGCCAGAGGAUAACAUAUAGGGAUAACACACUUUAAAUAUCACCUAUGUGAAUUGUAAUUCUAAUCAGAUGUACAAUAAGUUCAGAUGUACAAUGUUUUGAACAAUCUGAGAAUUAUUUCUUUCAGUUACACAUUUCACUAUAUUGUGCAAAUGUUAUUUUAAACACAUGGACUUUUUGGAUCUUUUUUAAUUUUAUGAAUUUUAAUCCUGAAUCUCAAUCAGAAAUUUAUCUUUAUAUUCUCAUUAUAAGUAAUAUAUACAAUUAAAAUGGCUAAUGUGUACUUAAUAUGAUAGUAAACAAUAUUAACUGAUCAUCAUUAGCCAAGUGUGUGUGAGCACUUCAAAGGUAAAACUUGACAAAUGUGUUCAGGUGUUUGAAAACAAUAUUUCCAAAUAAAGUCUAAAACAUAUGUGAAAUGUCUGAAUGUACAAUGCAAUUGCAUUUAGAACAAUGCAAUUCUAUUGAUUUUGGAAUUCUGGAACUAAUAAGCAUCUCUGACCUCAUAUUGUCAUAUUCACAAUGAUUAUAAUACAUUAUAUAUCUGUAUAUAGUCAAAGGCAUAUCUCUUUAAAUGCAUAAGAAGAGAGACAGAUUAUAAAAUGUGCAAUAUUGUCUUUUUAAUCUUCACAAGAGUUUAUUAUGAUUUGCUGAGAUUAGUUUACAACGCAAGUGAAUAUUUGUACAAAGUAAGUCAUAUCUUUGUUUCAGACAAAUAUAUACAGGGUGUCUCUAAAAA